AUCAGUAGACCAACAUGCCAUUCCAAAAGAACCAGUUGCUCACCGCCAUCCUCCUCAUCUCAACUGCAUCCGCUCGCUCGAUCGGUUCGUUAGAAGGUAGGGCAAUUGACGGGCAGAGAAACCUCCACCUCUUCGGGCGCGCGGAACCUCCUGUUGUUCCACCCAAACAAGACGGCGUUCAAACUGCACCCAACCCAAAAUCACCCUCGCCUCCUCCGAUCCGUCCAACGCCCGCCCCGAGCCCACCAUCACCCGCGCCAGGAGGACCACCACCGCCUACCCCGAACCCACCAUCAACCGCACCAGCAGGACCACCACCACCUACCCCGAACCCAGCCGCUAAACCUCCAACAAACGGACCCGAACCAAAGCUACCUCCAGGGAAAGAAGCCCAGGACCCGAAAAAGCCAGCACCCGGACCUGAGCCAAAAUUACCACCACCAGGAAAAGAAGCUCAAGAUCCGGAACUUGGUGCUGGCGCUGGGCCUGAUGCUGGAAAGAACAAGCCACCAGCCGACGAGCCCACAAAACCUGCUAAUCCAACACCCACGACUGAAGAACAGAGACAUAAGAAGAUAGAAUCAGCUAUUGCGAAAUCUAAAAAGAGAGUCGAGACUUGGAAGAUGAAGACCGAGAAAGAACAAGCUAAGAUCGACCGACUGACUGCUAAGCUUGCCGAGAAGUCAAAGAAGGCAGCUGAUCCUAAACCAAAGGACCCUAAGCCUGCCGACCCUAAGACCGGCACCAGCAAGCCCGCCGACGGGAAGGCCCCAGCUGACAAGCCUACCGACGGAAAACCUGCAGCUGACAAGCCUGCCGACGGGAAACAAGCCGGUGACAAGCCUGUUGGUGACAAGCCUGUUGAUGAGAAGCCUGUCGACGAAAAGCCUGUCGGUGACAAGCCUGCCGAGGGCAAACCUGCCGGUGACAAGCCCGCCGAAGGCAAGCCCGCCGAAGGCAAGCCUGCUGAGGAUAAGCCCGCCGAGGGGAAGCCUGCCGAGGGCAAGCCCGCCGACGGCAACCCUGCCGCUGGAAAAGCCGGAGACAAGCCUGCUGAUGGAACACCCGGAGACAAACCUGCCGACGGAAAACCUGUCAGUGAGAAGGCCAUCAAUGAGAAGCCCGCCGAGGGUAAGCCUGCCGAUGGGAAUGCUGCCGACGGAAAACCAUCUGCCGGUGAGAAACCUGCCGACGAAAAACCCACCGGUGAAAAGCCCGCCGAUGGGAAGUCUCCCGAAGCAAACCCACCUGCCGGUGAGAAGCCUGCCGACGAAAAACCGACAGGUGAGAAGCCCGCCGAUGAGAAGCCUGCCGAAGGCAACCCACCUGCCAGCGAGAAGCCUGCCGACCAAAAAACGGCAGGUGACAAGCCUGCCGACGUGAACCCCGCCGGUGAGACACCCGCGGACGCCGGGGCCGGAAGCGCCACAGGACAGGCUUAACUGGCCAACGACCACUCUGCCUAAUCAGAUUGCCCUUGGUUUCAACCUCCCCCCACGCGCACUGGCUUCGACUUCUGAUCUCUAUCUCUUCCCUUCCUCUCAAUCCUAGACACUACCUUUUUCGCGCGUUCUUGUACCCGUCGUUCUUGCUCCUGACCAUUCACAUUAUCGUCGUCUUGUUUUAUUCUACAUAUUCCAUUCUAUGAAAAGCCCUUUGAUAGGCCAUCUCCCAUCAUCAUGUAUCGACAGACAAACAUAAGUAUCUGUAUAAGUAUCUCUUAACAAGUCCCUGUGUUCUAUGAAUUCGAGCUCUUGUGUCUGUGUUUUCUAGACAUUCUCUAUUCUGUGUUUGCUGAUGUUGAAAUGUAUGAUCAUCGUCCUCGUUCCCUUACAACAAAACAGCUCUUUUCUUGUACAUACUGCGCGAAGCUCGUCGAUUGAAUUUCAAUUGGACUCAACACAUUCAUGCUAAUAACGAG
Molecule: messenger RNA, 1921 nt
Organism: Puccinia graminis f. sp. tritici CRL 75-36-700-3
Lineage: Eukaryota; Fungi; Basidiomycota; Pucciniomycetes; Pucciniales; Pucciniaceae
Exons: 3
Coding region: 15-1442 (475 amino acids)
Source: RefSeq, a predicted model, not a curated record